Molecule: messenger RNA, 4452 nt
Organism: Rhipicephalus microplus (southern cattle tick)
Lineage: Eukaryota; Metazoa; Arthropoda; Arachnida; Ixodida; Ixodidae
Gene: Dph2
Product: Diphthamide biosynthesis 2
Biological process (GO): protein histidyl modification to diphthamide
Molecular function (GO): 2-(3-amino-3-carboxypropyl)histidine synthase activity
Source: RefSeq, a predicted model, not a curated record
GAUCGCAGCGCCAAAGAUCCCUCUAGUUAAUUUUAGGAGUUCGUGUACAAAACACGUGUUUUUGUGUACAUUCACAAAAUGGUGUCUUUUGGGACUUGUGUGCUGUGAACUGGAUUUAUGUAGGUACGUUUUGUGAGUGUGUGUGUACCUGAACAUUUCGUGGCAACUUGACUUGAAGUCAUGGCAUUGGCCUUCAGCAGCAGUGAUCAAGCCGCCAUCGAUCGCACCGUCGUUCUGUCUGCCGACGACGUCAAACCGGCGGCUGACGAUAGGCAAAUCGAGUGCCAGUACGAAGUGAAGCGUACUGUAGCCUGGAUCUGCGAAAACGGCUUCAAGAAGGUGGCACUGCAGUUCCCUGAUGGAAUGCUGGUCAACUCUGUGAGCAUCACCCUGGCCCUCCAGGCUAGUGUUCCAGCUGAACUCUUCAUCCUGGGUGACACAUCCUACGGAAGUUGCUGUGUGGACGAAGUCGCUGCAGAGCAUGUCGCAGCCGAUGCCAUUGUCCAUUAUGGCCACUCCUGCCUAAGUGUGCCAUCGAGACUUCCUGUGCUCUUCAUCUUGGGAAGGUCACCGUGCACCACUGAGGGACUGGAGCUGGGACUGCGUAGUGUCUUUCCUGACCCACAUACCAGGAUAGCUGUGCUUUUUGAUACACAGUACGACCACUGCAAGUGUGACGUUUUUGCGAAGAUUUCAGCCCUGUUCGGGAAUGCCGUCUGCUCUGAACUGGUCAUACCAUCUGUGCAGCAAGGCAAUAAGAACCGCAGCAGAGGAACACAGGUUAUAACGAAGUGCUCACGGACAUUUUGUAUUGAAGAAAACACCAGCCUCGCAGACUAUUCUAUACUGUUCAUUGGACCAGAGAACGGAACACUGACAAACAUCGUGUUCACGUUUAACAGUUGUGUGUGCUACUCUUACAACCCAAACACUCAAGACAUUCGUCGAGAAAGCUUGGCAGUCAACCGGCAGCUCAUGCGUCGUUACUACCUUGUUGAGAAGGCAAAGGACGCCCACAUUGUGGGGAUUCUCGCAGGCACCCUAGGGGUUCAAAGUUACCUCUCGGCGAUCGGCCACCUGAAGAAGCUGAUUCGGAAUGCUGGGAAGAAGCCAUACACGCUCGUUACGGGCAAGCUCAACGUGGCCAAGCUCGCCAAUUUCCAGGAGAUUGACGUUUACGUGCUUGUCGCAUGCCCUGAGAACACUCUGCUCGAUUCCAAGGAGUUCUUCCAACCGAUCGUGACCCCCUUUGAGCUGGAACUAGCCCUAAAUCCUUCGAGGCAGUGGAGCCAGACAUUUUCAGCCUCGUUCAGUGACAUCCUACUAGGUGGUGAGCUGCACCUGGAACUCAAGGAGCCUUCCUCACAGCUACAGUAUGAUGUCUCCUUGGUCACCGGCAAGAUAAGAAGCCUUGGCGUUGAGGAAAAAGGAAAUGGCGAGGGCAGCAACAGUGGUGGCGCACUCGUGGCUAAAGAAGGCACGGUAGCCGUGCCCAAAAUCCACAUGGCAGCCGCAGGUGAGUACCUCAUGAACCGGACAUGGCAAGGACUGGAGACCCGCCUGGGACAGACCCCCGCAGCCACCAUCAGCGAAGGACAGGUGGGACUGGCUGCUGGCUACAUGGGCGAGGGCCAUCUCGGGCAGACGUAGCUGCUUCAACUUGCUCUACACUGAAGCAGCCUGCUAGCACAGAAGUUGCACCUCCGGCCGCCGUUUGAAGAAGGAAUGGAAGCUACGCACAUGCACUAGCUCAUUCAUAACAACCAUGCAGAUCACUCAUGACGUCUGCUGUUUUAUGGCUCAACAAGACAGGAAGCCAGAGACCCUAAGCGAUAAAAUGAAAGAUGCUGCCAUAAGCAACGUUUUGAUGCAAAGUCUUACCUGCAUUCUGACCGACUCAAGGCCAGAGUGUUACUGUCAGCAACUUCUCUCGUUUGACCACUGCUAAAUAUUUAAAAGCCAGAAUUAAAACAUGAAGCCAUACAAAUUGGCUUGCGUGUCAGUAUUUGUUGCUCCUGGAAGGGCUAUCUUCAAUUUGUAGAAUUUGUUGCACACUGGCUUCUUUCAGAGGCCGAGAAGGAAAAUGCAGCUAUGUUGAUGUGCUUUUUUUCUUUUCCAUAGUGCUGUUGAGCGAGCCAGUUAUCACAUAUGUUGCUGAUGCGAGAUGACUAAGUGCAGCUUGUUCCUCACACGAUAAAUGCUCUAUUCGCCCAGACCCUCCUGUAAAAUCUCUUCAAACUGCUGCUAGAUGGAGUCUUCCACAAUUCACUUACGGCAAGACUCGCAUUCUCCUACUUGAGGCACUUUAUGGGCUCCAGCCAAUCCUUAUCCUUCAGUGGAUUUUCUUUUCAUGAGUAAGCUACCCUGUUGGUAAACCACUUCAAUAUACAUAUUCUUGUGCAAACUUUAAGGCUUGUUUCCCAUUUAUGGACUCUGUCUUUUGCCAGGCUUCUGAGCCUUCACUGCAGCAUUUUAAAAAUUGUGGGACCCUAAAGUGCUGCCUUUAGGAGUUGAAUGCGAUAGUGACAUUCUGUUACUAGUGCGUACUUCAAACACUUAGUAUAUGAAACCUUUUCGAAUUUGCUAUGCACCCACUACGUAGCCUUAAGGGAAUAUAGGCGCAGUAGCCUGUGUGUGCCUUUUGUAGUGGGGUAUCGGCUUGCAACCACGAAGCCAAUAUAAUGAUUACAUUUUCUGAUGCCCAUUGGCAAUGGACCCUUGUACCAUGCAUUAUAACUACAAUAUUUCAUGUUGCAUUGUGAAGCAUGUAUACAGGAUGCAUGAGUUUGUGAAGCAUGAAAGUUACUUUCAGUGCAUUUUCAAGCAGAGGAAGUUUUUUUCACUGUUUUCACAAGCAGAGGCGUAGCCAUGUGGUAUAACAUCCGCUUGCCAUGCAAACAAUCCGGUUUCGAUCCCCACUUGGACCCAAACAACCCUGGUUCGGUCCCCACUCUGCUGCAGGAUUUUAUUUAUUUUAUUUGCAUCGUUCUCAAUUUUUUGGUCACGCAUAAGAUUAUUUUUUUGCUCACCACCAACGACACAGAUGACGAUGCCGGAAUUUCUGCGAUACAAGCUCUUUAACGUUAUCGCAUUAAUACUUUCUUAGUGUCAAAAUGUACCGGCACCUAUUUUUGAAGCUGACUUUACUCCAUCACGCAUAUCUCCUGCAUAUGUAGCUCUGAGCGAGUGUGAUGCUUACUUUAUUUUGACCUCCGUCUUGACUGAAGUCAAUUUUCACAAGGUGCACCUGCUGACUCACAUUGCCACUAGCACGUGAGGGGACAGUACCAGUUAUAUCGGCUGCAUGCACCAGUAUGGCUAGUUGUGACAAUGUCAGGUACUUAAGUAGACAAAAUGGCUGCUCGCAUGUCACCAAUGAGGCGAUUAAGUGGAGCAGCCAUAGAAAUGAACAUGAAAAGCUUAUACUGUGUUGACAUCAGGGUACAUGAGAGACCAAACUAACUUUCAAAAACAUGUAAUUAAUUGUUCAGUGCACUCAUGCUUACCAGUACUUCUUCUAAGCUCGUGUGAGCUUAGUGUUUCAUUUGCCAAGAGAAAGCUGAAAAUUUUUGUGCCCUUGAAGUUCUCAAUUUUUUUCUUUUGCAUUUGAUGUCAUUCUUGAAAAGCACCAACUCAUCUACAAAUGGUAGGUUCCUGUGAGUUUAUUGCGAAUAUAUGCACACACAAGCCUGGUACGUCAAAUCGUGCAAUACCUCAGCGCUAAUACAAGUUUGUGUGUGUAGUAACAGUUAUUGCUUCCUGAAAAAAAGCAUUAUGUCAACAAAAUUAGUGAGUGCGCACGGAAAGAUCAUGAGAAAGUAACACUGAAACGGAUUUCAGGCCACUUGCUUAAAUAAAUAUAUAUGUGUGUACGUGUAUAGGGCAACUUAUUGUGUUGCCUUUUUGCCCGCUUUCUAUCAGAGAAAAUUAACAGUGAGGCAUAGGCUUCAGCUCUGUCUCAUUCAUCGAAUCUGAGCUUAUUACAUCAGCUGGGUGAUAGGUGCAUUAGCACACCCUCUAUUGCACUUUUAUAUGAAAAACUUGGUUGCCUGGCUGGGCAUACUUGAUGGCACACUUGAAGCAUCUCGGGCAAUGUGGCGACGAUGUGAACACUUGUCCAUCCUCUUUUUUCUGUCUCACACCUCUCCCUUGCCUUGCAUAUAUGCACUAUUUUAUCGAAACAAAACCAGGUGGAAAUCUGUGCUCCGUAGUCUCAUCCCUUUCUAAACCUUCUUUGUACAGUCAGCACUUGGAAAUGAGUGCACAAGGCAGAAAGUUAGGUGGGCAAAAGAUGAGAGGAAGAAGAGGCCUUUGUCCUGCACCGGGGAUGACAUGCUCUCUAAGGUGCCGCACAUCACCAAGGCCUGAUGCUGCAAAGUGUUAAGUUUGUCUAAUGUAGUUCUCUAUCUGCCUUUACUUGCUGUACAUACAAUAAAGAAUCCUGGAACAGCA